CGGCGAAAGGUUUUAUAUACAAGUAGAAUUCGCACUGCCAAAUUGCUAUAAGUCAAAAUAUAGGGUAGUCGGGCGGUCCUCUCGUCCGUCGGAUAACUUCGGGCGUGUAUCGGAAACCGUUUUUAUUUAGUGCGUGAACUUAGGUGGUAGAUGUAAGUUCGGAUACGCACACCGUGUGGAGCAAAUGCGCCGUGCUCCAGUGCCUUUAAUAUUUUAUUUUAUUUUGAGGCAGAAUUUAAGUGAUAAAAUGGGGUGCAGUGCGAGAUACUGUAUACUGGCUCUAUCCUUGUGUCUAGUGGCUGAAAAUGCGAUUGGUGUGAGAGUGGUGUCCAAAAGGAUUAAAGAGUCUAUCCCAGAUGAUCAGUCAACAUCAGCGUCAUGGUGGUCAGCAGGCACAGCGACACCAUUCAGAGAAAGUUCUGCAUCCAGCAGCUCCUUCUCCUCAACUCACGGGAUAGUUCAAACUCAUCCGAGCUUAGAUGACCCAUUUGGAAAUUUUGGAUCUAUUGGAAGUACAAUAGGACCAUCCUCAAACCCGUUUGCGCAAGCUAGCGGCAGCGGUCCGCUCAGCGGCGGGGUCAGAAACAAUCCCUUGCCUCCACUGGCUAGAAACGCCAAUGGGAAGACCACAUUGAAACAUCUAGACUUCACCAGCAGUGCUACUGCGGAGCUCAGAAGAAAUCCAGCACUAUCAGCCCCUGAUGAAUGUGCCAGAGCGUGCAGAGAGAAUGAACCUCCAAGGAUUUGUUACUAUCACUUCACAUUGGAAUUGUACACUGUAUUGGGAGCAGCUUGCCAAGUGUGCACACCGAAUGCAACCAACGUCGUGUGGUCUCACUGCCAAUGUGUCCUGGCUGACGGAGUUGAGCGUGGUAUCCUGACUGCCAACAGAAUGUUGCCGGGGCCAUCCAUCCAAGUCUGUGAGAACGACAGGGUUGUCAUCGAUGUAGAAAAUCAUAUGGAAGGCAUGGAAGUAACAAUCCACUGGCACGGUAUCUUCCAGAGGGGAACUCAAUACUACGACGGCGUACCAUUCGUCACCCAAUGUCCAAUUCAGCAAGGAAAUACAUUCAGAUAUCAAUGGCAAGGCAACGCUGGUACCCACUUCUGGCACGCACACACAGGUCUUCAGAAACUUGAUGGAUUGUAUGGUAGCAUUGUUGUCCGACAACCACCUUCUAAGGACCCCAACAGUCACUUGUACGACUACGACCUUACAACUCACGUUAUGUUGCUCAGUGACUGGCUUCACGAAGAUGCCGCUGAAAGAUAUCCUGGUCGUCUCGCUGUCAACACUGGCCAAGACCCCGAGUCUGUUUUGAUCAACGGAAAGGGACAAUUCAGAGACCCUAACACUGGCUUCAUGACCAACACACCAUUAGAAGUAUUCACUAUCACCCCGGGAAGGAGAUACAGAUUCAGAAUGAUCAACGCUUUCGCAUCAGUAUGUCCCGCUCAAAUCACCUUUGAGGGACACAACUUGACGGUCAUCGCUACUGAUGGAGAACCAGUACAGCCAGUUCAAGUCCACACUAUUAUCUCUUUCUCAGGUGAACGGUACGAUUUCGUAAUUGAAGCCAAUAAUAUCCCUGGAGCAUACUGGAUCCAAGUUCGAGGACUUGGAGAAUGUGGUAUUAAGAGAGCUCAGCAGUUGGCUAUCCUCAGAUACGCAAGAGGUCCGUACCAACCGUCCAGCCCAGCACCAACUUACGAUGUUGGUUUACCCCAGGGUGUGAUAAUGAAUCCCUUGGACGCGAUAUGCGAUGUGAAAAGGAAUGACGCUGUAUGCGUCAGCAAUUUGAAGUCUGCGAAACCAGUGGACAAGGCGCUCCUGCAGGAAAGACCCGAUGUUAAGAUCUUCCUCCCAUUCAGAUUCCACUUCUACAAACCCAAGGAUUUGUUCAGGGAGAACACUUACAGGAAUUUCUUAGUGGCUCCUGGCGGCGACCACGUGCUGAGUUUGGUCGACGAGAUCUCCUACAGCGCGCCACCCGCUCCCCCGCUAUCACAGAUGCACGAGCUUAACCCCGAGCUAUUCUGCAAUGGCGACAACAGGCCUGCCAACUGCCCAGUCGACUGCCGCUGCACCCACAUGAUCGACGUGCCUCUCAACUCCAUUGUGGAGAUCGUGCUUGUUGAUGAAGUGCAAUCCCCCAACCUCUCUCACCCGUUCCAUCUUCACGGCGCGGCCUACAACGUGAUAGGCAUGGGUCGGUCUCCGGACAAAAAUAUCAAGAAGAUAAAUCUGAAACACGCCCUAGACCUCGACAGGAAAGGCCUGCUCCACAGGCAAUACAACCUUCCUCCCCAUAAAGAUACACUGGCGGUGCCCAAUAAUGGAUAUGUCGUAUUGAGGUUGAAAGCUGACAAUCCAGGAUAUUGGUUAUUCCACUGCCACUUCAUCUACCACAUAGUCAUUGGGAUGAACCUCAUUAUACACAUAGGAACGCAAGCGGAUCUCCCUCCGGUCCCGCCGAAUUUCCCACGAUGUGGUCACCAUCUACCAGCGAUAUCUCCUCCAUACCCUACAACACACCACUGACACCAUCCUUAAGAGAAAGACGGGACAUUCUGAUCAACAAAAAAAAGAUCAUUUCUACUCUGUCACAUUAAAAUACCUCGAAAAUCCAGGACCAGACUCUGUGGAAAUGAUCGUAAAUGGCUAUGAACGCCAAAUAUUUUCAAAUAGGUUUUUAUCAAUCAAAACGUACUGCCAUAUUUUUUACUACCUUCUGAAAAUAUGAAAUGACGUACGAACGAACGAAAAUGAUCGUGGUAGUGUUAAGGUGCUGUUUUAAAUAUUUCAAAUAGCCAUUUUAGAUGUAGGAAGCCAAAGUUUUAUAAAUAAAUAAAAUAAAAUACAAUUACAUUUAUUUAACUAUCCCGAAAGGAAUCUUACCUCAAUUUUUAUAAUAUUUUGGUUCUAAACUUUUUUAUUAAAUCUGAUUUAUAAUUUCAUCAAAAUUUUUGUUUGUUUAAACUUUGUUACUUAUUCUAUAAUUUGUAAAUAAUAGUAGGUUAUUAAUGUCAUAAUUUUAAGAUAGAAAUUCUAAUUAUUUUCUACGUUCCUUUGUAACUAUUUUCCUGCGCGUGGGAAAAUGCAAAAUAUAAUAUUACCAUUAUAUUUAUAACGGUUUUUUAAUGAGUAAGUAUAUGGAAUAAGUAGAUACUUUUACAUUUCCAAAUCCGUGCCUGUAAUAUUAUCACCAAAAAGCAUGUCUCCCAAAUUAUGUCUUAAUUAUCAAAGACAUAGUUAAGGACAUAGUUUGUCUGUCCAUUGUUUUUAUUACUUUCCUGAACUUGUGUGACUCAUAAUUCUGAAUGUCAAAUAACAAGCAAAACUUUUAAGUAUGGGAACAGCGCACAUUUUUUUUAUAAAAUAUGCGGCUGUGAUUGGUUUGUUGAUUCAACACUGAUCAUUAUUUUUAUCCCUCAUGUUUUCAUAUAAUUUUAACAAAA
Plodia interpunctella (Indianmeal moth) is the source of this 3459-nucleotide messenger RNA. RefSeq names its product straw (gene stw). Gene Ontology annotation, molecular function: oxidoreductase activity; copper ion binding. The transcript is spliced from 9 exons. The coding region runs from base 185 to 2542 and encodes 785 amino acids. The record is from RefSeq and is a predicted model, not a curated record. Lineage: Eukaryota; Metazoa; Arthropoda; Insecta; Lepidoptera; Pyralidae.